UUUUCCUUCUCUCUCACAAAUCCAAUCAUUAAGUUAUUUCAAAUAUAACUAACUAUAUUUACGUAGAGAAAAAGAUCCAAUUCAUGUUUACCUGAGUUUACUCGAAUCUCGCCGCAACAAGAACAUUGGAUCAAAAUGGUGUCAUCUUCAUCAAGUUUCAGGUUUGAAGAGUUUCUUGGAUGAUGUGAUCCAAUGGUAAGUUUUACGAAGCAUCUCUCCAUGGACAGAUGAAGUGAAGUGUCCCUUGAGAAAUCAGUUAGAGAUGAAUCCAUCAUCAAAUAAUCACACAAUAGAACCCAGAGACCUUGGCAAUGCAAGUGCCAACGUGAGUAGAGUUAACUCACCCCAAAGGAAGGUCUUGUCUGAGUCAAAGUCUCAACGUGUUUUUCAUACCCCGGUUAUGGCAGAUCCAUCAACAACUACAUUAAUAAGUCAAGUAGGUCAUAAAAUUCCUGAGAUGUUCCGACUGAAACAAGGAAGCUAUGCAGAUCUUCCUUCUGCAAAAAUUUCAGAACUGAUGAAAUCAACCAGUUUAGAUCAUUUAUUAAUGCAGAAUGCUCCUACUCAAUCGCUUUUGAGUGUUGUGAAUGGCAUUUUGGAAGAAAGUGUUGAAAAAAGAAAUGGAGAAAUACCCCAACGUGUGGCUUGCUUAUUAAGAAAAGUUGUCCAGGAGAUUGAGCGACGUAUAUCCACUCAAGCAGAACAUUUAAGAACUCAAAACAAUCUUUUUAAGGCUCGUGAAGAAAAAUAUCACUCAAGAAUCAAAGUACUUGAGGCACUUGCAUCUAGAACCAGGGACGAGAGUGAGAAUGAGAGGAUUAAAACAGAAGAAAAGAAGGCAGGUGAGUUAAAACAUACUGAGAAGACUAAAAGGGAAGAAGAGAAGGAAAAUGACUUGAAACAGUUUGAGAACAUCAAAAAGGAAGAAAAAAAGAUACACGACAAAGAGGUUAUCAGAUAUAUUAAAGAGUUGGAGGACAAAAAUAUGGAAAAUUCAAGAUUGAAGCAAGAACUAGAAACAAUGAGAAAAAAAUAUGAAGUGCAAUUUUCACAGUUGGAAGCAAAAAUUGAUGAGACAAAAAGAGUAGAUGAAAAAGUACUUAUUAGAUAUGUUGAAGAGAUAGAGUUCAAAAAAAUAGAAAUUUCAACUUUGAAGCAAGAACUAGAAACAAUGAUAAAAACAAAAGAAAUACAACGUUCACCAUUGGAAGCAAAGGGUGAAGAGGAAAAAAAAAUAGGUGACAAAGAAGUUAUCAGAUAUAUUAAAGAGUUGGAGGACAAAAAAAUGGAAAUUUCAACAUUGAAGCAGGAAUUGGAAAUAAUGAAAAAAACAAAAGUACAAUGCUCAUCAUUGGAAGCAAAAGGUGAGGAGGAAACGAUAACAAGUGACAAAGAGGUUGUUAGAUAUGUUAAAGAGUUGAAGGACAAAAAAAUGGAGAUUUCAACCUUGAAGGAAGAACUAGAAACAAUGAAAAAAGCAUAUGAAGUGCAAUGCUUGCAGUCAAAAGCAAAGGCUGGGGGUGAGACAAAAAUAGAUGACAAAGAGGUUAUUAAAUACGUUAAAGAGUUGGAGGACCAAAAAAGGGAAAUUUCAACAUUGCAACAAGAACUAGAGACAAUGAAAAAAGCAUACGAAGUACAAUGUUCAAAGUUGGAAACAAAAGCUGAGGAGGAAAAGAAAGCGGGUGACAAAGAGGUUAUUAGAUAUAUUAAAGAGUUGGAGGACAAAAAUAUGGAAAUUUCAACAUUGAAGCAAGAACUAGAAUCAAUGAGAAAAACAUAUGAAGUGCAAUGCUCACAGUUAGAAGCAAAAGUUGAAGAGGAAAAGAAAGCAGAUAAAAAAAAUGUUAUUGGAUAUGUCAAAGAGUUAGAGGACAAAAAAAUGGAAAUUUCAACAGUAAAGCAAGACCUAGAAACAAUGAAGAAAACAUAUGAAGUACAAUAUUCACAGUUGAAAGCAAAAGCUGAGGAGGAAAAACUAGCAUAUGACAAAAAGGUUAUUGGAUAUGUUAACGAGCUAGAUGACCAAAAAAGAGAAAAUUCAACAUUGAAGCAAGAAUUAGAAACAAUGAAGAAAACAUAUGAAGUACAAUACUCACAGUUAGAAGCAAAAGUUGAGGAGGAAAGAAGUGCAAAUGACCAAAAGAUUACUAAUUAUGUUAACGAGCUAGAGGACAAAAAAAUAGAAAUUUCAACAUUGAAGCAAGAGUUGGAAACCGAGAAAAAAACAUAUGAAGUACAAUGCUCACAGUUGGAAACAAAAGUUGAGGAUGCUAAAGGCGAAUUGAAACAAAAAUCACAAGAAUAUGAACAUCUAUUGGAAAAACUAAGGAAUAAGGUUAUAGAGAAUGAGGCCAUUUUUGAGUCAAAAUAUCAUAAGUGGACCAUGAAAGAGAACCAAAUACGAAAAUCUAUGAAUUUUCAAUUUAGUUACCUACAGAAUUUGAAAUUGUCAUGGGAAUCCAUUAAGCAAGAUGUUAUGAAAAAGCAAAACAUUUAUUCUGAGGAAUGUAAUCGAUUAGGUGUAAAUCUUAAACCAUUAGUGGAUGCAGCUGAGAAUUAUCAAAUAGUUCUUGCGGAAAAUAGAAAAUUGUUCAAUGAAAUUCAAGAAUUAAAAGGAAAUAUCAGAGUGUACUGUCGACUUAGACCAUUUCUUCCUGGACAAAAGGAAAAACAAUCAAUUGUGGAACACAUUGGUGAAAAUGAUUUGGUUGUGGCAAAUCCUGCCAAAACAGGAAAAGAUGCCCUUAAAACAUUUAAGUUCAACAAGGUCUUUGGUCCAACCUCAACUCAAGGUGAAGUGUAUUCUGAUGUACAGGCCUUUAUACGAUCAGUACUAGAUGGAUUUAAUGUAUGUAUAUUUGCUUAUGGCCAGACUGGUUCAGGGAAAACCUACACAAUGAGUGGUCCAAAUAAUGCAACACCCGAGAGUGUUGGUGUUAACUAUCGAGCUCUUAAUGACCUCUUCAGCAUAUCCACAAGUAGAAAAAGCUCCAUAGUAUAUGACAUUGGGGUACAAAUAAUUGAGAUAUAUAACGAACAAGUGCGCGAUUUGUUAUCAACUGAUGCUUCUGCAAAGAAACUUGGGAUAUUGAAUCACUCUCAACCAAAUGGUUUAGCAGUACCUGAUGCUACCAUGUUGCCUGUAAAAUCAACUUCAGAUGUUAUUAAGCUAAUGGACAUUGGCCUAAAAAAUAGAGCCAAGGGUUCCACUGCUAUGAAUGAAAGAAGUAGUCGUUCUCAUAGUGUGGUCUCAAUUCAUGUUCGUGGGGUGGAUCAAAAAUCUGGUUCCUCCCUUCAUGGUAAUCUUCAUUUGGUAGAUUUGGCAGGAAGUGAAAGGGUAGAUCGCUCAGAAGUAACUGGGGAUAGACUUAAGGAAGCACAACAUAUUAACAAAUCACUAUCUGCCCUUGGAGAUGUUAUUUUUGCACUUUCUCAAAAGAGUUCUCAUGUACCAUACAGAAAUAGCAAGCUUACUCAACUUUUGCAAUCAUCUCUUGGUGGUCAAGCAAAGACACUCAUGUUAGUUCAAAUUAAUUCAGACAUUAAGUCUUUUUCUGAGUCUUUGAGUACUUUGAAGUUUGCUGAGAGGGUUUCUGGCGUGGAGCUAGGAGCUGCUAAAAGUACCAAAGAGGGCAGAGAUGUCAGGGAAUUAAUGGAGCAGGUGGCUUCUCUUAAGGACACUAUUUUAGUUAAAGAUGAGGAGAUUGAGAAACUACAGUUACUUAAGGAUCUAAAAAAUGUUUAUCCUGGUGCCAAUUCUGAGAGGAUUGAAGCUGCCUCGGAAUAAUGAGUUGUGAAUUUUCUUUUUCCAAUCAAAGGUUCAUUUGGGGCGAGAAAUCACAAAUCAUAAAAUAAAAUUAAUAAGAACUUUGAAGGUGAGGUUAUGAUUUGCAUAUGCAAAUUCUGAUUGAAGAUCAAGUGAAGUGGCAUUUCUCACUAUGGCCUUACUCCAGAACAUAUACCGAUGAUUCUUCUAAAAAGCCCAUUCUCUAUGAGACACACAAUCAUAAAAAAAAAUAGAGAAAUAAAUUGUGCUUAUGUUGAUAUAGCUUUCACCAUUGUUGUGUAUAUAUAUAUAUAUAUAUAUAAACUUUGCUUCUUAGAAACACUAUUUAUAAACGCUUUAACUUUUUUUACAAAAUUUUUAUUUCAGAUAUUUAAAGCAACUAGGAAUUUGGCACAUUAUAGCUUCAUAACUAUAACAGUAAAGUAAGAGACAAUAGUUAACAUCUCAUUCAUUAUAUUUUCACACGCAUACAAACACAUU
This is a messenger RNA of Cajanus cajan (pigeon pea), 4270 nucleotides long. RefSeq names its product kinesin-like protein KIN-14P. Lineage: Eukaryota; Viridiplantae; Streptophyta; Magnoliopsida; Fabales; Fabaceae. Gene Ontology annotation, cellular component: microtubule cytoskeleton. The record is from RefSeq and is a predicted model, not a curated record. Gene Ontology annotation, biological process: microtubule-based movement. Gene Ontology annotation, molecular function: ATP binding; microtubule motor activity; microtubule binding.